Molecule: messenger RNA, 1222 nt
Organism: Dufourea novaeangliae
Lineage: Eukaryota; Metazoa; Arthropoda; Insecta; Hymenoptera; Halictidae
Gene: Rrp40
Product: exosome complex component RRP40
Exons: 2
Coding region: 472-1197 (241 amino acids)
Biological process (GO): poly(A)-dependent snoRNA 3'-end processing; nuclear polyadenylation-dependent rRNA catabolic process; exonucleolytic trimming to generate mature 3'-end of 5.8S rRNA from tricistronic rRNA transcript (SSU-rRNA, 5.8S rRNA, LSU-rRNA)
Cellular component (GO): nuclear exosome (RNase complex); cytoplasmic exosome (RNase complex)
Molecular function (GO): RNA binding
Source: RefSeq, a predicted model, not a curated record
UCUUUCACAUAAGCGUAGGAUGAGGAUUAAAUAAUGCGUUCCAUAAUUAGUGCGUAUGAUACUCGUUUUAUAUCAUCUCUAAACAUUUUAAACACGUAAAAUAACCGAUACACGAUACCGCCAAUGCGAAAAAUAAAUGUCACUUUAUUUCUGGCGUACUUAAAAUAAAAAUUUUAUUAACCAAAGAUUACACCAUUGAUUGCAUCAAUUUGUGUAAAUAGUACUGCGCAAUCGCAUAUAAUCUUCGAAGUAACGCGCGAGACGCUAGCAGAAAACAUAAAACGCACUGAACUUGUCACGGGGAAACGCACGUGGUGUCGUAUAAUGUAACCAAAAAAUCAUGUUUAUAAGAUUUAGGCUUUAGUCGCUUUAGUUGAAUUUGUAUGUGGAUACAUGGUGGUGUAGGUUUAACUCAAUGAAUGGUUAGAUGUUUAUAAACACACGGAAAAAGUUACUUACCUUUGUGAUACAAUGGAAGUUAAUGUAGGAGAUGUAGUAAUGCCUGGCGAUGUUGUGAGGGAUAUUGCAACGAUUAAUAAGAAAGAAACAAUAAUUUUGGGACCUGGUCUUCGUCGUGAAGCUGACACCGUUUUUGCGUAUAAAGCGGGCAUACUGAAGAAAACAGAUCCCGCUGUGUACUAUGUAGAUAGUUAUCAGAAACGAUAUGUACCAAAUCGUGGAGAAAAUGUAUUGGGUAUAGUUACACAAAAGAGUAGUGAUAUUUUCAAGGUAGAUAUAGGGGCUAGCGAACAAGCAUCUCUUUCGUACCUAGCAUUUGAAGGUGCCACAAAAAAGAACCGUCCUGACAUUCAAGUGGGUGAUCUAGUUUUUGCGAAGCUUUUGGUCGCAAGCAAAGAUAUGGAACCAGAACUUGUGUGUGUGGAUUCCCAUGGGAAGGAGAAGAAAUUAGGUGCUUUAAGCUCCAAUGGCAUGCUUUUUACAUGUUCAUUGAGUCUUAUCAGAAAGAUAUUGAACCACAAUUCUCCAUUGUUUAACACACUAUCACAUAGUCAGGCAUUUGAAGUAGCUGCCGGAAUGAAUGGUAGAGUAUGGGUGAGGGCGAGGACUGUUCAUGAAACAAUAGCAGUGGCAAAUGCUAUUUUAGCUGCAGAAUAUGCUGCACCCAAUGAAAUAAAGAAGUUAUGUUCAGCUAUUGAAAAGACUUUACUUUUAACACAGGCAGGUAAUGACAAUUGAUGAUGAUAAUAAAGAGGAAUAUCCA